Varanus komodoensis (Komodo dragon) is the source of this 9669-nucleotide messenger RNA. RefSeq names its product thyrotropin releasing hormone degrading enzyme (gene TRHDE). Gene Ontology annotation, molecular function: metalloaminopeptidase activity; peptide binding; zinc ion binding. The transcript is spliced from 19 exons. Gene Ontology annotation, cellular component: cytoplasm. The record is from RefSeq and is a predicted model, not a curated record. Gene Ontology annotation, biological process: proteolysis; peptide catabolic process. Lineage: Eukaryota; Metazoa; Chordata; Lepidosauria; Squamata; Varanidae. Bases 1 to 3096 code for a protein of 1031 amino acids.
AUGAUCGAGGAGGACGCCGCCCUGAGGAACGGCAGCAGGGGGCUCUCGGGCCAGUGGGCGGACGCAGCGGCGGUGCGACCCCGCACCACGGAACGCCACAUCACGGUGCACAAGCGCCUGGUGCUGGGCUUCGCCAUCUCCAUCCUGGCCCUGCUGGUGGUCACCAUGAUCGCCGUGCUGCUUAGCGUGCGCAUCGAGGAGUGCAGCGGCGGCGGCGGCGGGGACAGUGCUGCGGACGGCCCGGCAGCCGGCAGGGCGGGCAACGGGAGCGUCCCGGCCGCCUCCGCCGGAAGCGCCCGCCUGAACCACAACGCCGCCGGGGAGCCCCCUGGCCGCGGGGGGGUGGAAGCGGCGGCCGCGGCGCCGGGAGGAGGCGAGGAGGAGCCCGAGCUGGAAGAGUGGCAGCGGCGGCGGGAGCAGCCGCCCUGGACUCAGCUGCGCCUGCCCGGGCACCUGCGGCCGCUCCACUACAACCUGAUGCUGAGCGCCUUCCUGGAGAACUUCACCUUCAGCGGCGAGGUCAACGUGCAGGUGGAGUGCCUGAACGCCACGCGCUACAUCGUCCUGCACGCCCACCGCGUGCACGUCGAGGCCGUCCGCGUGGCCGAAGACCGGCUGGCCGGAGCCCUGCGCGUCGCCGGCUUCUUCCUCUACCCGCAGACGCAGGUCUUCGUGGUCGUCCUCAACCGCAGCCUGGAGGUGCAGCGAAGUUACAACCUGAAGAUCAUCUACCAUGCGCCCAUCGAGAACGAGCUGCUGGGCUUCUUCCGCAGCUCCUACGUCCUCUACGGGGAGAGAAGAUUUCUUGCAGUCACACAGUUUUCUCCAACCCAUGCUAGAAAAGCCUUUCCAUGCUUUGAUGAACCUAUCUACAAGGCCACAUUCAAAAUCAGCAUCAAACAUCAAGCAACCUAUUUAUCUUUGUCCAAUAUGCCUGUGGAAACCUCUGUUUUUGAAGAAGAUGGAUGGGUUACAGAUCACUUUUCACAGACUCCGCUCAUGUCCACGUAUUACCUGGCUUGGGCUGUCUGCAACUUUACCUACCGUGAGACUACCACAAAGAAUGGUGUUGUGGUCCGGUUGUAUGCAAGACCUGAUGCAAUCCGAAGAGGUUCUGGGGAUUAUGCUCUAAACAUUACUCGGAGACUAAUUGAGUUUUAUGAAGACUACUUCAAAGUGCCCUAUUCCCUGCCAAAAUUAGAUCUAUUAGCUGUGCCUAAGCAUCCUUAUGCUGCUAUGGAGAACUGGGGACUAAGUGUUUUUGUGGAGCAGAGGAUACUUCUGGAUCCAAGCAUUUCUUCCAUAUCAUACUUACUUGAUGUCACCAUGGUCAUUGUGCAUGAGCUAUGCCAUCAGUGGUUUGGUGACCUUGUGACUCCAGUAUGGUGGGAAGAUGUAUGGCUUAAAGAAGGCUUUGCUCACUACUUUGAGUUUGUUGGAACCGACUAUCUCUAUCCAGGCUGGAAUUUGGAGAAGCAGAGGUUUCUGACAGAUGUCUUGCAUGAAGUGAUGCUGCUGGAUGGCCUGACUAGUUCACACCCGGUAUCACAGGAAGUGCAGCAAGCCACGGACAUUGACAGGGUCUUCGACUGGAUUGCCUAUAAAAAGGGUGCAGCUUUAAUUCGAAUGCUCGCUAAUUUUAUGGGCCACUCAGUGUUUCAGAUGGGCCUGCAAGAUUAUUUAACCAUUCACAAGUAUGGCAAUGCUGCCAGAAAGGACCUAUGGAACACACUAUCAGAGGCACUUAAGAAAGUUGGAAAAUUUGUGAAUAUUCAGGAAGUGAUGGAUCAAUGGACACUCCAGAUGGGUUAUCCAGUUAUUACUAUCAUGGGAAAUGAAACUUCAGACAAUGUUGUAAGAAUCUCUCAAGAACACUUUAUCUACGACCUUCAUGUUAAAACGAAAGAUCUUGGCCUUGGAAACAACAGCUACUUGUGGCAGAUCCCAUUAACAAUUGCAGUAGGAAAUACGAGCCACAUCUCACCAGAGGCAAUUAUAUGGGUGUCUAACAAAUCAGAGCAUCACAGGAUUGCUUCUUUCAGUGAGGGAAACUGGCUGCUGGGCAACAUCAAUCAAACUGGCUAUUUUAGGGUUAACUAUGACAUUAGAAAUUGGAGGCUGCUAAUUGACCAACUAAUGAGAAACCAUAAGGUAAUCUCUGUCAGUAAUCGUGCAAGUUUGAUCGAUGAUGCAUUCAAUCUAGCCAGAGCUGGCUAUUUACCUCAGAACAUUCCCUUAGAGGUUAUCAAAUAUCUGUCCAAGGAAAAGGAAUUUCUGCCCUGGCAUGCUGCUAGCCGAGCUCUUUAUCCUCUAGAUAAGUUGCUGGACCGCACAGAAAACUACAACAUCUUCAAUGACUAUAUUUUAAGACAAGUUGCUUCAAUGUAUCUUAAGCUUGGAUGGCCAGCAAAUAAUUUGGAAAAAUCCUUUGUCCAAGCUUCCUACCAACAUGAGGAGUUACGCCGUGAAGUGAUUAUGCUGGCUUGCAGCUUUGGUAAUAAGCACUGCCAUCAGCAAGCUGCAACUCUAAUCUCAGACUGGAUUUCCAGCAACAGGAACAGAAUACCGCUCAAUGUAAGAGACAUCGUCUACUGCACAGGAGUUUCGCUGAUGGAUGAAGAUGUUUGGGAGUUCAUUUGGAUGAAAUUCCACUCUACUACAGCAGUUUCAGAGAAGAAAAUAUUGUUAGAAGCUUUAACAUGUAGUGAUGACAGAAAUUUGUUAAACAGGCUUCUGAACCUGUCUCUCAAUUCAGAAGUUGUCCUGGAUCAGGAUGCAAUUGAUGUUAUAAUCCAUGUAGCAAGAAAUCCACAUGGAAGAGAUCUUGCUUGGAAGUUUUUUAGAGAAAAAUGGAAAAUAUUAAAUGCAAGAUAUGGAGAAGCAUUAUUUAUGAAUUCAAAACUUAUCAGUGGAGUCACAGAAUUUCUUAAUACAGAAAAUGAACUAAAUGAGCUGAAGAACUUUAUAAACACCUAUGAGGAGGGUUCAGCUGCCUCUUUCUCUCGAGCUGUGGAAACAGUGGAAGCCAAUGUCCGGUGGCAAAUGCUUUAUAAAGAAGAAUUAUUUCAGUGGCUGAGAAAAUCACUAGCACACUAAUCAGUGUUUCUGACAAAGACUUGGUACCAAACUCUGCAAGAGGAGAAGCACUCUGUGGAAUUCCAAGAACCUUUGACUGGCAAUACAAUGAAGACCAGUUACAAUUGGAAGGAUAUAUAGAUACAGAUAUAUUAUAUUUUUACACCAAUCUCCUCAAAACUGUAUAUGACAGAGAUGGGGUGGAAACUCCAACAAAGAGAAAAGGUCAUGAAUGCUUACGAAACUCAGUCCACACUGUACCAUGGCCAAAUGUGAUAUUCAGUGGUGCAUGUAAAUGUUGAUGUCUGUUUUUUUGGAGGGGAGAACCCUUCAGAAUAUUUGUGCAUGGUUCUAUGGUUCCUGCCUGUAUUCCAGCAUGCUUACUUAGGGUGUCCAUGUUUUUUGUGUGAGUUUGUUACAGCAAAAUGGGCAUUAUGCAAAAGCACAAAGACUAUCAAUGACAAUCAGUGUUACAACAGCAAGGUAGGAUGGAAAGAAGCAAGUAGAAGAUACCUAUGAGCAACAUGUGAUAAAAUUGUCACUUCUCUGUGGUGCAGGCUAGUUAAGUGAGCACUACAGUUGUCUCUGUUAUAUUGUUUGGAUAUGGCUCUUUUUGAAUAGCAAAGGAUGGUAUAAGUUAUAGGCUAAUGCUCCCCAUUUUUAGUCAAGGAUGCACAUACACAUUCAGAAGAUGCAUACACAAUAUGCUGGAAUUUCAAAAGUAAAUUUUACUCACUGUGGAGCAUCUAAUAACAGUAUUAGCUUUGAUCAUAAGUUAAUGGCAGGAUGGUCAUAUAUUUUUUGGACAGAAUCCAUAAAUUAUCCCUCUGUGUGGAUGCUGCUUAGCUAGUGUGGGUCUUAGGAUGACCAGUAUGUAUCAAAUUGCCAAAGGGAAAAAAACAGAAAUAAUUUAGGAGACAAAAUUGCAUUAUGAACAAAGAAAACUUCCGAGGCAAUAUUUAAUUGUAAUGAACGUUUAAUACUCUAUUUCUUUAUAAGCAGUUACCCCAUGAGAAUUGAACAGGCUGGUAUCUGGAACAGCUGUUAAGACUGUGCUAGCCUAUAUUUAAAAAUAUCUUAUAUCUGUUUUGCUUUUCUUUGUUCAUGUAAAAUAUAUUCAAAAGACUGCCAUAUUAAACACAGUUACUAGAGAGUAGGUCCAAUUGAACAUAGUGGGACUUAUGUCUGAGUAAAUAUGUGUAGAAUUGCACUGCACACCUUCUGUUAUCUUUUCCCUUUCAGAAAUUUUUCAGAGAUCUGCCCAAUAAUAUGCUUGCUAAUUCUUAGUAAGCAGUACUCUUUCAUCACUGCCUGGUGUAGAAUAUCAUAAACUAUUGAUUGCAACCUACAAAGUAGAAAGUAUUUCUAUUUUCCACCAUGUGUAGCUGCUUAGAAUCUCUAUCCCCACAAUUUUCAAUGAUUCAAGCACAAAAUGAAGGAAAUAGUUACUUUAUCACGUAGUUCAUUUUGAAGGACAGCAUGGCACAGAUAAUAACGUCACAACCACAGCAACUGCCAGCUUUUUCACGUUAUACAUGAGCUGCAAGUGGUAGCUUGGCUUCAAGCCAGACAGCAACAAAAUAUAAUUACUGCCUGGAGAGCUGUCAGGAUUGGGUGGGGAGAAAAAUCAAGCAUUCGCAUUUGUCUCCAUGGAACUUUGGUCUUCAGAAGUUGUCCGUAAUGUCUCUGGAUAGUUUUGUCGGGCUGAUGUGAAAGCCUGCAAGUUACAGGUUUGAAACCUCCCCUUUCACUUUAGUCCACAAGGAACUAAUAGUAGGUUACAUCUGUUUAGACAUUGAUCUUCCAUUUUCUUCUCUGAUUAGCAGCUAUACAGACACCCCACAGAAGCAAGGACAGAGGCCUUUCUUCCAGUUACUUAAAAUAGUGCUUGGACUCUAACAAGCGUUGGGCAUUUGCUGCCAUGCCAUGGAGCUGCUCUUCUCCAUGAUGAAGUGAUAUGAUUUUUCUGGAGUUCUCUUUGGAAAUCAAGCGAAGCCAAAUUGGGUAGCUCACAAGUAAUGCAGAUGCAGCUUUAAGAAACCGUAUGGCUAUAACAGAGAUUUGCCCUGAAGCUAACCCAGUCCUCACUUGCAGCUGGGCUAGGACCAAGGAAGUGGAAACAGCAGGAUAUAGUGCUGGGAAGUGGCAGCAGGAGGAAGCAGUAGGGCAUGGUAGGUCAACUAGAAUAUGGAGCAGAAGAAGAAACUGCUUGUUCAAGAGCAGGGGAUGAUCAGCUGAGGGGGAGAGAGAGCUGUGGCUAUCGCCUGAAGGAAGGUGGGAGAAAUGGUGGCAGUGUGGGCUACACAAGGCUUGUUGUAGAAAGCAAGGCUGUUUGAGCGAGGACUGAGAUUUGGAAUGGUACCUCUUAAAGUUAGGAAUGACAGCCUCCCAUGUGUGUGCAUAUGUGUGUGUGCGUGUGUAUAUAUAUAUAUAUAUAAUCACAGGAUUUAAGAUCUUAAAACUAUUCUGACAUUCUUUGCAGCAAAUUGUAGCAAACCACAGCAUGGUUCUUCAGUGAUUCCUUUUAUAAGUUCUUUUCUUUAACAUGUGGAUAAAGGCAUUCUGAUCAUCUUGAAUACGGAACUUGCUGGAGGUGAAGCAGUGUUGAAUGGUGGGUCUACAAUGGCCAUUUUUUUUCAGAGUGGCUUUUACACAUAGUGGUCUCACUAUUGAUGCAGUUGAUUUCUAGGCUUUCAUUCCUAAUAUUUCUGUCACAAAAAUUUAAUGUCACAAGCUUCUGACCUUUUCAUUGAUAAUCAGAUAAUACAAGAAGCAUUUUUUUCAAUUCAGUGUGCAUAGUACUGGUGGACUUUUUAUCCCUCUCUUCAGCAAUCUAGUGUUCAAGUUUUUAUACAGUGCAACAUUUUUAAUUCAGAUUUCAUUGAGUUCAUGGGGUAUUUAUGCAUAUAUUUUUGUGCUUGGAUUGUGCUCUUUAACUUUCUAAACCUCUAGUUUUCUUGAAUGCAGGGAAUCAAGUAACAAUAAGUGUUCAUAGCUCAAAUACUGGAAGGUGAGCAAAGAACAAAAGGGAGAUGAUGAUUUUUUUCCUUCCAACCAUAUUAUUCCAGAAGUUUGUGCCAUGAUUUUUCUGGAUGUUUUUAACAUUUCAAAUUCAUAUAUUCAAGAAAAGGAUGUCACAUGCAGGUUGAUAUCGCUUCAGCAGUGGUGAGUUAACCAGCAACUCUGCUGCCAUUUGGCUAAGGGUGCUUCGACCUACUUCACCAUGCAGUGGUAAUCAGUGGCGGAUACUAAUAUUUUGCAGCCAACCCUCUCACAGGUUGGCCUCUGUAACUUGAAAUAAGAUACUCAAGCUGAUAAUAUGUAGGCUGAAACAGUACAGAUCAUCAGCUGUAAAGCAAGUUUCUUCAUAAUUUCUUGGCAGUAUUUGCCUGCAAUUCAUCCUUGACUGAUCAACAUCAAAAGCACCCAUUUUGCUUUAAUGGGUUUUUUUGUUUUUGGUACUUUGGAUGUUGGAAGAACAGACAUUGGUUUUCACGUGGGCUUUUUGGUUGUUGGUGGUAGUUGCUUAGCAUUUAUAAUUAUUUUAGUGUUCCUUUUGGAAACAGUUGUGAGCAUUCAGUUGAUAAAUUUAGCUUAUGGUACUCCUGAGGGUGAGUCUACACAGUCAAAUGACAGUGAAGCAGCUAUUGCACUUAUGAAAACGGUUACAUAAUGAAAUCAUACAGUUGCUAUAGGUAAUACGUACUUUCCUCUGUUUAAGCAUAACAUUUUGAGUACCCGUUCUGUUAGCAUGACUGUUAAGGUGUACGGUACCCCUCCCCCCCCCAUAUAUGGGGCACUUAAACCAAUUUCUGGCACAUUUGGUGGAUAACAACAGAAUUAACUUGCAAGAUUCUGAAGCAGAACUAUUUUCAGUUGUAUAGUAUUCACUUGAAAACAAAGUUAUCCUUUUGGUGAUCUUAGGUAAAUUUUAAACUGAAAGUCAAGAGGUGGAUUAAUAGCAAUGAAGUUGUGAAUGUAUUGCACAGGUGAGGAUUCUGUAGGAGGUUCUGAGGUAGGGUAACUCUUGCGUGUCAUUUGACUCUUUCAAAUGAUUUUUUUCCAAUAGAAACAUCUGAGAUCAUAUUCCAUGUAUUGUAUUCUGGGAAAAAUGGAAGAUAGGGCUCUAUUUGCCCCAGACAGAAAAGGGAAGUGGGAUCUUUGCUUGUUAUUCUCUUCCUCUUCACAUAAUCCACCUUAAUUCCAACUGAAAGGGAAGAGUGUAAGAGAAUCUUCCUAGAGCUUUAGCUGCUCGCUCUUUAAAUGCCUCUUCAUCACAUCAGUGACUCUCAUCUCCAUACUCCUGCAAGUCAGCUGAGGCUUCCUCCUCAGGGCUAGUACCCCACUGCUUCAGGAAGAGGGUUGUUUCUUGACUGGACGCUUCCGGCCAGAAUGCUCUCCCUGUUGCUGAAGCAAUCAUGAGCUUGUCAUUCACAGAAAUGGAGAAGGAUCCAUGAAGAAGGCCUUUCCCCAACCUGUGGAGGCACGCUGUCUUGCAGGGUCAUGGCAGACACAAUAACCUCUGUGUGUGCACACACGCAAAUUCUAGUUGUCAAAACCCCAAAUGUGUUAACUGCUGUAUUGACAGGAAAGGAAAUAUCAGUCUAGAUCAACUGGAUUUGCUCUGUUUUGAUUUGUUCUGAUUUGCUCUAUGAUUUUUUCUUUAUCUCUGCCUUUCAUAACUCUGAUCUAAUCUGGCCCCAGUUCCCCUGCACCUGCACUUUCAACAAUAAUCCUAAAAACUCACUUUAGACCAAAUCCACAUCCCUUUCCUCACAUUAACUCAGGAGUUCCUAGUGCUCUGCACUUACGUCACCUCAGUACUUGUUUUGGAGCCUCAGAACCACACUUCUGCCUGUUGAGAAGAUGGAGUGGAGACAUUCAAGAACAGUAGGGAAAGGAUCUCUGCAAGUACUAAUGCACUCCCAGGUUUCUGGUUUGGGGUCCAGUUGAGUUGGUUGGAGCCACAUCCUGAGCAAGUAUAGUUAUGGCUGAACAAAGGACACAAAUGCCCUUGCUGUUUCACCCAAGAAAAGAAUCUCUUUUCCUGGCUCAAUAAUGGUGGAAGGGAUUGCCCUUCCUGGCUUUUCACCCACUGCUUAUCAAUUGAGGAUUAUAAAGUAUUGGUGAAAAUUAUCAUGAUCUUGAUCUUUGCAUUUAAGAAUUAUUUUAAAAUUGUCCUUUAAAAGCCUUAAAUUAUCCAGUUGAUCUAGAUCUUUCUCCACCACAAGGAGAGCAUGCUCAAUUUGUCCCUUAGUGCAGACGUGUAAUUUCUAACUGAAUUGAAUUAUAGUUUUGAACUAGGAAUUUACUAAGUAGCUACAAAUUGAACCCAUCAUUAGAUUUGAACUUAGAUCAAAGUUGGGGUUGGGGUUACCCCAUUAAUUUGGAUACUAAUGCAAAAAACAAUCUACAGUGAAUAGGUUCUGUUAGAUUCUUGGUCAAUAUUCUUCAUUUCUUUCUAAAUAAGAUCCCACGCCCAAAUUAAAUCACAUGGUUGCUUUUAUUUUAUGUUAGUAAAUCUUCUAAAUCCCUCUCACAUGCCAGCUUUUUACAGUUGUUUCAUCAUACAAGGAAAAACUGUCGACAUGCACCUAAAUGAACUGUAACCAUAUUUGUACAAUUUCUGCCAUAAAAUGGAAGUAUCACAGUCAAAAUGACACAGGUCUCCUUGGUGCAUUCACACUGGUUUUCUAUAGUACCUUGAAUUGCAGCACUUCAAAAAGAUGAAGAGUGCUUUCAUUUUGAGUGUUUUAAAGAGCCCGUGUACUCUUGAUAGUGUGAAAAAUGUCUCCCCUGCAUCACCAUAGAGACCUCCCAACCAGAAAGGCCAGGCAGCUGGUGAUUGCUCAUGAGCACUCUUGUCCACAUGACCCUCAAGCAUGCUGAUCCUCCAAGCGUACCAUUAUGCGUAGAGCAUUUCCCACUAUGUGAUGUAAAUGGUCCAGUGGCGUAUUUCAAACAUCACAGCAAGCGCAACGUCUCACUGCUCCUACAUCACCAGUUGUGAUCCUGUAACUGCCCUAUUGUGAAUGAAUUGAGAGAAUUCUGUUACCAGUUUAUAUUUUUUGCUAGCUUAAACCACCAGUGGACUGUUGUUCUCCAAUUCUUUCCUUGAAUGUGUUUUUAAUUGUUAAUGUUUACUCACAUGAAGGCCAGGGCAAGCGAAUUGUGGUUAAAAAUUAAUGUGGUACUUUGUGCUAUAAAUGGGAUUGUACAUAUGGAACACGACCAAGCAUACUCUUGGUACCCUUGCCACCGAGAGGCUCAAGUACACGUAAUACUGCUGGAUUGCGGUCACGAUCCAUGUGUCAUUCUUUGUACCCUGUUGAUUGUGCUGAAUGCCCUCUCCUUAUGGCAACCUGUUUCCGCAGCAAUUAGAACACUGGAAAAGCUGCCCGGUUCUGGUACUUUGCCUGCCCAGUUUCUGUACCUUUGUCUGCAAUUGGAGCUGGGUUAGUUGACUCACUUGAUUCAUUGGGUCUGUUGACUCUCCAUUCUUCGGGACCACAGAAUAUUCACAUCGACUAUUAAAAUUCACUUUCCACUUUUGUGGGGGAGAAAUUAAUGAUUAGAUGUACAUAUGGUAAACUC